UAAUUAAUCACUUUCACAAGGACCACCAACUUUUAAUUUCCACAUGAGACGCGCAUUCCAAUCUUCACUAUAUAAGAACAAGCAACUUCGUGGGGGUCAUCCAUUCAAACCAAAUUAAGAGCCCCAGUUCUCACUCUCUUCAUCUUGCUCAAUGAUUCAGUCUCAGCAGCAAUGGAUGGUGAUUGCCAUAAUAUGUGCAUCUUUGGUGCAGAUUUUCAUGGCAGUGGAGUCUGUUCCCAUAGAUGAUAAAAUCACAAGUCUACCAGGUCAACCUCAAGUCAGUUUCCAACAAUUUUCUGGCUACAUCACCAUUGAUGAAAAGCAAGAGAGAGCUCUUUUUUACUACUUUGUUGAAGCUGAAGCACAGCCUGAUUCAAAGCCCCUUGUUCUUUGGUUAAAUGGAGGGCCCGGUUGUUCAUCAAUUGGUGCUGGAGCUUUUGUCGAGCAUGGACCCUUUAAACCGAGUGGAGACAAUUUAGUCAAGAAUGAGUAUAGCUGGAAUAAAGAAGCAAAUAUAUUGUAUCUGGAAUCACCAGCAGGAGUUGGAUUCUCCUACUCCGCUAAUAAGUCAUUUUACAAUUAUGUGAACGACGAGAUAGCAGCACGAGAUAGUCUUACAUUUCUGCAGCGCUGGUUUGGAAAUUUUCCAGAAUACCGAGACAGAGAUUUUUUUAUUACAGGAGAGAGCUACGCAGGUCACUACGUGCCACAACUUGCCUACCUCAUUAUUCAGUCCAAAGUGAAGUUCAAUUUAAAGGGAAUAGCUAUAGGGAAUCCUCUUUUGGAAUUCGCAGUUGAUUUCAACUCGCCGGAUCAGUAUUAUUGGUCUCAUGGUUUGAUAUCUGAUGGUGUUUAUGAACUUCUCACUAAAAGUUGCAAUAGUUCUCAGAUUAUGAGAGGUGCCAUAAGAGGAUUUCUUUCUUCUACCUGCACUUCUGUAUAUACUGAACUUGCAAAAGAACUUACUGACUUCAUUGACCGAUACAAUGUAAUUGGUGACGUUUGUCUAUCAUCUAUUCAAUCACAAAUGGACAUGCUUUAUCAGCCCCUCAGGUCUAGAUUUCAAUAUUUGACAUCUUUCAAUUCAGAAUCAGAUGCCCUCAGUCAGCAGGAAAGUAUAAAAGAGGUAGAUGUUUGUGCACAAGAAAACACACAAAAGUAUUUAAACAGAAAAGAUGUGCAGACGGCUCUCCAUGCCCAACUCGUUGGAAUCAAGGAAUGGAGUUUAUGCAGCAGAGUUCUAGAGUAUGAUGAUGAAAACCGAGAGAUACCUACAAUUGGUGUCGUGGGCUCACUUGUCAAGUCUGGCAUCCGAUCCUUGGUUUACAGUGGAGAUCAAGAUGGAAUAAUCCCAUUUACUGGGACUCGAACACUGGUAAAAGGAUUAGCAAAGGACUUGGGACUGAAUUCAACUGUGCCGUACAGAACAUGGUUUGAGGGAAAACAGGUUGGUGGAUGGACACAAGUAUAUGGUAACAAUCAGCUAUCCUUUGCUAGCAUAAGAGGAGCUUCACACACAGCUCCGGCCACACAACCAGCGAGGUCAUUACUUCUAUUUAAGGCAUUUCUUGAUGGGAAACCACUACCUGCAGAAGCAUGAUAUUACGUGCACAAGUUGCAGGGCAGGUGGGAUCUUUGAAGAUUGGUAGCUAUGGUGUUUCCUUGAUUUGUGCCAAGAUAGUUGGUAUUUGAAUGUUAUGUCAGUUGUAGUUUUUUAACGUUGAGUUAUUAUUUUGUUCUAGCUUUUAGGAGUUGGAGUCUGUUGUUAUUUAGUUCUACUUUUUAAGAGUUGGAGUUUAAGAGGAUCACGAUUGUGUUAGUGGUCCUGAUUUUAUGCUUUGGAACAUUACCAUCUACUUGUAUAAAUUCAGCAGUUAUUGGAAUAAAAGUUAUCAGAAAAUUUAUCAUCCAAA
Molecule: messenger RNA, 1913 nt
Organism: Quercus lobata
Lineage: Eukaryota; Viridiplantae; Streptophyta; Magnoliopsida; Fagales; Fagaceae
Product: serine carboxypeptidase-like 45
Exons: 10
Coding region: 152-1600 (482 amino acids)
Biological process (GO): proteolysis
Cellular component (GO): vacuole
Molecular function (GO): serine-type carboxypeptidase activity
Source: RefSeq, a predicted model, not a curated record